CUGGUAACUAAAGCAGCGUCUAUCGCACGAGCCCAGGCACGUACAGUAGGUACUACUGUACACGCUGAGCUGGAUGGAGAACUGACAAAUUCCACUGACUAUUCCUCUCGUUGAUCUAUCCCGCCUGAAACCUCGCGAAGUUUCCGACUGCGCUGAUUUUUGGUGGGCAGGCAGGCAGGCAGGCAGGCUGGCAGGAAAACAGGCGCUGAGCAGAGGCAGCAGCAGAGAGAGCCUUGUAGAGGCGAGUCCAAGAAAGGUGGAGACUCCGACUCCUGGCUAACUUCCUGCACUGUAAUCUUCAAGAGAGAGAACUCAGGAGGACUGGACCGCUUGCUGGGACUAGGACGGAUGGAUUUAAGGCUCGUUUAGCUUGUUUUUCGGCAGUAAUUCGACGCACCUCCUCUCCUCUGUGGCUGGUCGCUCCUACCCACCUGGACAGUAGCGCGUGAGCUGUGGGGAAGAUUCCCAACAUUUGAUUCUGCGGGGCGUUCCGAGAAACAGGAAUGGAGGUCUUAGUGGAGUACGAAUACGACGCGCUCCACGAUGACGAGCUGACCCUGCGGCCRGGUGACAUCAUCAAGAAUGUGCGCUACAUCGARGAGGAGGGCUGGAUGGAGGGGGACCUCAACGGGAAGAGAGGGGUCUUCCCAGACAACUUUGUUAAGGAGAUGAAAAAGGACCCCAAAGAGGUCAAGGAAACCAGAAAUGAGCCAAAGGAGGAGCCCAGCCAGCCUCAGGGCAGAGAGAGCAGUGUGGCCAACCUGGUCAAGAGGAUAAGCGUCAUCGGCAUCCCCACCGGGGGAUUCCAGCCCAUGCCUCCCGCAGCAUCAAAGAAGCCGAAGAGGAGACAGUGCAAGGUACAGUUUGAUUAUCAGCCGGUAAACGAAGAUGAACUGGAGCUGAAAGUCGGAGACGUCGUCGACAUCCUAGAAGAGGUUGAGGAGGGCUGGUGGAGCGGGAGUCUCAACGGCAGAUCUGGACUGUUUCCAUCCAACUUCGUCAAAGAGAUGGAGGCUGGAGGAGAAGAGGCAGAGGCCAACGACACAGCGGCUGACAAACCUGAUGGAAGUGGAACAGAACCAGCUGCCACUCCCACAUCUCCUCAGCCGGACUCGGGAAACGGAGCCACCCAUCAGCCCAGACGGAUCAUAGGCGUCGGUUUCGGAGACAUUUUCAAAGGUGGUCCGGUGAAACUAAGAACGCAGCCCAGCCCCAUCACAGAGGACAGGAAAGUMAAAGACCAAGAGAAAGACAAAGCUGGUCCGGCUCAGCCAGUCCCAUCAUUACCAUCAGCCGCAAAGCCUGCCCAUCCCAACAUGACUGACUCCCAGAGGGCGGAAGUAGACGGCAAGCACAAAGCUCCCACGGCGAAGGAGUUCUGUAAGGUCAAGUAUGCUUACGAUGGCAAGAACGAGGAUGAGCUGAGCCUCAAGGAAGGAGAGCUGGUCCACAUCCUAAGCAAGGACACGGGUGAGCCUGGGUGGUGGAGGGGGGAGGUCGGAGGCAGAGACGGGGUUUUCCCUAACAACUUUGUUAUGGUCGUUCCUGAAGCAGAGAAGGAGGCAGCACCAUCAAGGGGAUCUGUGAAAUCGCUGGCUAAGCCAGAGGUGGAGGAGAAACUUCCGAGGAAACCACCUCCACUAGCGUCCAAGCCAGAACCCCCCGCCGUGGAGAGGAAGUCUAUCAACAGACCAGAUGAGCGAGGUGACAAGCMCACUCCAGAGCCGAAACUCCAUAAACCUCCUGCACCAAACCCACCCAAGAAGCCGGUCCCCAUUCCACCCAAGAAGCCAGAGAAGCCCAUUGGUCCCUCAUUAAGUGUCAAGCACAACGGAGAGGUGCCUUCUAUGCGACCAAAGUUGGAUUUAGAGCCACCUUCKAUACGACCAAAGUCAGAGUCUGAGCCGCCUUCUAUACGACCAAAGUUGGAUUUAGAGCCAGUAUUGCCAACUAAACCCAAAACGCAGCCUGGAGAACGGGGGGACAAGCCUGCUGAUGCAGAAGAUCUGAUGAGUUUUGAUGAAUUGUCGUCUGCGUCAGAGAAGCUCUCCCACCUAACCACUUCCAGACCAAAGGUAACUGGCAGGAGGCUCCCUGGACAGUUUGCCGGAGGACAGUCGCCUACAAAGGAAGUGAGUGCUGAGAAAGUCUUCAAGGUCGAUGAGGAGGAAAGUGCCAAACCCAAGCCAACAGAACACAAAAAGCCUUCCAACCAGUCUCCGCCACUCCACCGGCCCGGUUACGCUGAACCCAAGCCAGGUCCAGCCGCCGCUGCAGGCUUGGACGUCAUCAUCUCCCAGAACAGCAGAGCCCAUCUGGAGAUGGUGGAGCAGAGCGCAAAGCAGGAUGAGCUGAAAAGCCAAAUAAAAGACCUGCUGCUGUCUGUGGAGCUCCUCAAAGCCCAGCAAAUGAAAGAGAUCACGGAGCUGCGGCGAGACCUGGAUGAGGAGCGAGUGAAGCGCGUGGCCCUGCAGAUCGAGGUAGAAAACCUAAAGAAGGCCAUCCAGUCAACGUGAAGUGUUGUGUCCCAUCAACAGCCAGCCUCAAGCUCAGCUGCCAGUCCGCCGAGGAUGAAGAAAAUGAGGAGGCGAUGGACUGGCAGCUGGACGAACGAAGAGAAGGUGGACAACACCACAAACCACCUUCUUCAGCAAUCUUCAAAAACAAACUCUUCCUAUAUUUGUACAACUUUUUGCACAUAUCUUUUUUUUUUUUUUUUCAAACUAGGUGUAAUUAAAUGACAGCUGUAUGUUUCUCUCUCUUUUGAAUUUUUGUUAAUUUGCCAACACAAAAAUAGAAAAAAAAACAAACAAAAAAAGAAAACGAGGCCUUACUUCAAACUACUGUGCUGGAUGGUUCAGCCUCUCCUGCUCUUCACUCGUCUCCGCGGCGACAAAGUUCGCUCUCAGUACUACUGACUCUGUACAAAGCAGGGGCUGCCUCUCCUCAUCUAACCUCCUUUCUCUUUGUUUUAUGCUGCACACAUAAUUCCAUUGUUCUUAAGUAAGAUUGCAUGAGAUGUUUGAUUUGAGUUAACAUCUUGGGAUUCGAAUGAUUUCUUCCUUCCAACGGCAGCUGCCUCUUUGUGGCUGUGGAGCUUUAUGAUUUUUUUUCUUCUGUUUUUUAUAUGUUUUCUAACGUUUCUAUCCAGGGUAACACUACUGUGCCUGUUUAAACAGAAAAACAACAAAAAAGUAUAUUAAAUGUUCAAAAUGGGAUCUGGAAGAUUUGCAGCAUGAUUAUUGUAUAUGUAUAUUUUUAAAUCGACUGACUUGUCAAAUUCUAUAUAAUGGGCCUUUUUCUGUGCUGGUCUCUUCUAUUUUUGUCACUCUUUCACUGGGAUUGUUCUAAUAGCUAUAAUAUAUAAAUAUAUAUGACACAGACAUGCAAAAAAAUCUCAUGCAAAGCUGGAAAGAAUAAAGAAGGUGUUAGAAUGUCUUUUCAACAUGAUUCAAAGGGAAUCAUCUGAUCUGAAUGGACUCUUGUCUUCCUGCUGGGUGGUUUCAGCUGCUGGUGGCUCCUCCCACAUUCUACUUUGGUGUGUGGACACUCAUCUCGACCUGAAGAUAGAUUGAUUCUAGGAAUGAUUCUCCCACUUUGUUUCUCUUCCUUUUUAGAAAUCAGGAGGAGUGAUCAAACUUUUUUCUUUUUCUCAGUUUUCCUGGAAACAAACUGUGAAAUUAGUGAAUUAGGCUUUUUUUUCCCCGUGGCUGAUGCAGAUUUCUAGUUUUUCUUAAAAGGUCUGACCUUCCAAUUUUUAAUUUUCACACGUUUUUUUUACCCCCAAUGUUCUGGAAACUGUGCUGUUGACUGUCUAGUGGGAUGCUAGUUUUGAAUCCAACAAGAUUAUCUCCAUUUGUACGUCAAUGCAAAUGUCUAGGAGAUCUUAGAUCCAGGGGAAAAUAUUAAUUUUUGGAGCAUUUUUAAUAAACUGAGAAACAAAAUUCUUUUUCUUUUUCUUUUUUUUUUUUGGACCCGCCAAUCUGAGCUGAAAUCCCCAAAUUCUGAUGAUUUUUGUCAAAAAUACAAUUUAAGCAUUUCCAUCGUUUUCACUGAAGUACUGGUGAAUAGGAAUCAUUUCACAAAAUAAACCUAACAUGAAAAUUUAAAUCACAGCCUGAUUCCCUGAAUGAGAAAAUCAGGCUGUGGCUGAAAAUAUACCAAAAUAUCCACACACGCAACUCAAGAAAAAUAUCUUGUGACUUUCAGUUCAAAGAGCAAGAUUACCCACUUCCACUAAAUUAAUACAACUUAUUGAUAUAUUUAUAACGGAACCCAUAGAAUUUGACUAUUUUUGUGACCAGAAAUGUUUCCAGAGGUGAGAAAGUUUUUUCAGCCAGCUGGCCAGCAGUGGUGAAAAGUUUACUGUCUUUACAAUGAACUGGGCCAUGCCUAAUGAAAAGGUCUAAAUAAAGAAAAUUCUAGAUUCCUGCGAAUUACUUUAUAAUCCUCCUCCACUGCUGUUCAAAUGUCAGAUUUACAUGAUGGCAAAUGUUUGCAAAAACUUUUUCUUUUAGUAAAAUUUGUGAGUCCAAUCUUGGAAAUAGAAAAUCCAGACCCAUGUAAUCAGAUAUUGAGUUAUUUUGCUCCAAAUACUCAUGGUGUGAUUUUUAAUCUUUAUCAUUCUCAAGUAAAAUGUUUCUUCUUGUAAAAUUUCACAGCUGUCUUAAAGUGUUACUUUUUGAAUUCAAAAUUAUGUUCUCCGGAGUGCUUUGACCAAAUGAAAUCUGACCCCACAGUUCAGCCAUGCAAUGCAAAAAUCCCUGCCAGUAAACUAUUUUUUUUUUUGCAACACAUCUGGAAAAAGAAUAAGAAUAUGACUUGGAAAAGAGAAUCUGUGAUUUUUGGGGUGAAUUAUUCCGCAGCUCUAAUUUAUUGCUGGAACAGAAAACUAACUUCCACUUGUUAUACAUUCCACUGUUUGACACAAGGAAAAUAAGCAAUCUGCACCUUCUAUUGUCAUGUUCCAACAAAUUCUGUUUACAGAAGUUGUAUCUUUGCAUGAGCUGAGAUUCUUUGCARAAAUUAAUAAAUAUCAUCUUUAUUUCCUGUC
Molecule: messenger RNA, 5053 nt
Organism: Poecilia reticulata (guppy)
Lineage: Eukaryota; Metazoa; Chordata; Actinopteri; Cyprinodontiformes; Poeciliidae
Gene: cd2ap
Product: CD2-associated protein
Biological process (GO): cell migration; actin filament organization
Molecular function (GO): protein binding
Source: RefSeq, a predicted model, not a curated record